AUGUUCCGCAGGGCACGCCUUAGCGUGAAGCCGAAUGUCAGGCCCGGAGCAGGCGCCAGGGCCUCCACCGCCCCCAGUUCCCAGCGUGAACAAGAAGCUCCAAGGCCGCAGGAGCCUGCCGCGGCCUCUGCUCCGAAGCCUCCGGAAUCCACAGAUGUGCCCCCGGUGGAUUUCGGGGAAGCGGAGCCCCAAGACAAGAUUCCCAAGAGCAGUGUUGAAAAGACUGAUGAUGGGAAGGAUGUUGAAGAAUCCAGUAAGCCUUCCUUUACUGUUUCACAGAAAAGAAAGCGAAUACCAAGUACUUCUAGUCUGGUCAAACCUAGUGUCAGUGUUCCUUCAGAACCUCAUCCUUUAUCUACAGUUAAUCAAGAAGCUCCACAGCCAAACCCUGUUCCAACAAAAGAGAAACAGCCAUGUUCAGACAGAUACCGAAUAUACAAAGCCCAGAAACUGAGGGAAAUGUUAAAAGAAGAAUUGAGGAAAGAGAAGAAGCAAUGGAAAAACAAGUAUGCCGUAAAUGAAACUCAAAGGCCACCGGAUCGUUCCAAAAUGACUAUGAGAGACUUCAUAUAUUAUCUACCAGAAAGCAAUCCAAUGACUUCUUCACUGGAGCAGGAAAAGAAAACUGAAAAAUCAUCGACACCAGUCCGAACACGAGAGCCAGAAGGCAAGACUACUCCUGAUGGGGAAGAUAACGAAGAAGUAGAAGAAGAGUUGGAUGAUGGGCCCUUGCUGGUUCCUCGAGUAAAAGUGGCAGAAGAUGGUUCUAUUAUUUUGGAUGAAGAAAGUUUAACUGUAGAAGUUUUAAGGACAAAAGGUCCCUGUGUUGUUGAGGAAAAUGACCCCAUAUUUGAGCGUGGUUCUACAACUACAUAUUCCAGCUUUAGGAAAAGCUACUACUCUAAACCAUGGUCAAAUAAAGAGACAGAUAUGUUUUUUUUAGCCAUCAGCAUGGUAGGAACUGACUUUUCUAUGAUUGGACAGCUUUUUCCUCACAGAGCAAGAAUAGAAAUUAAGAAUAAAUUUAAACGUGAAGAGAAAACAAAUGGAUGGAGAAUAGACAAAGCAUUCCAGGAAAAGCGCCCUUUUGACUUCGAUUUUUUUGCUCAUUUGCUUCAGAAAGUUCUUGCCGAAGAAGAGAAAAGAAAACAAAAAUCUGUUAAAAAUCAGAGUUCAAAGGAGAAGAAGUCCUCUAAAUCACGGAAAAAUGUAAAAGUGAAAAAAGUUGCUAAUGAUGAUCGAGAUGAGUCUGUGAGCACUAAAAUUUCAAACUCAGGAAGGUCGCAAAAGGAUGCUCAGACAGUUGAAGAAGAACUGCAGUCUCUGACUUUAUCUGAACAGGAUUCAGAACAGAAUGCAUUAGAACUAGACGUAAAUCAAAAGAAAAGAAGAAGAAAGAAUCAGGGUGAAGGUAGUGAACAAGAAGUGUAUCUUUCAGGAAGUGCCACUGUUCAGCCAGGCUCUUCUAAAGGAGAAAAACACAAAAAUAAAGGCCUGUCUUUAAGUCCUGAGAUUAAUGAAAAUGAAUCCAGUAAGGAACAAGAGCUUCCCUGUGUACAGGACACAGAUGACCUUGUGGGUUUAUCCUCUAGUGAAGACACUGAGAAAAGAACUGACCCUAUUCUUUCAUCAAGAGGUAGGGGAUAUGAAGAGACAUCAGCAAUGAAGACUGAAAAAGAAGAGAUUAAUGAUAUUGCAGGGAAAGCAGAAGAGUAUGGUGUCCUGGAAGCCAAGCGGGGGAAAAAAAAGACUUUCAAGCAGGAGGAAGUAAUCAACUGUGCCCCUGUAAAUCAGGUAGAACAAAGACACAGAACUGGUCACUGGAAAGCAGUGUAA
Molecule: messenger RNA, 1836 nt
Organism: Budorcas taxicolor (takin)
Lineage: Eukaryota; Metazoa; Chordata; Mammalia; Artiodactyla; Bovidae
Product: transcription factor TFIIIB component B'' homolog
Exons: 2
Coding region: 1-1836 (611 amino acids)
Biological process (GO): RNA polymerase III preinitiation complex assembly
Cellular component (GO): transcription factor TFIIIB complex
Molecular function (GO): TFIIIC-class transcription factor complex binding
Source: RefSeq, a predicted model, not a curated record